UUUUAAAAUACUCUAACCAAACCUAGUUUAACUUUUGGAAUGAAAUCAACUAAGUCCUUCAUCAUCCGGAGCACAAUGUUCUUUCAACAGCCUAUAGGCCAAAUUAUUUGUCUUGGUGUUGAUAAAUGCCUGUGGAGGCAUUCAUCCUCAGUAUGGAAGAGUUCAGCAUUUCACUGUAGUGUUAGGGGAGGGGCCAAGAGGUGUAUAAAGACCCCACUGAAGAAGUGAAGGCCCCAUUUCCAGUUUCCAGCCACACUUGCAGCAACCACCAUGAGCCGAAGCCCAGAGAGGAUGUCCUCAUACCGCCGUUGUUUUGAGGACAACAUCACCUCAACAUCCCGCCUCCGGGUGUCCAGCCCUUCUCCCACCCGAGGAGAGAACCGCCACCGCUCAGCCAGCUUCAACCGAAGUGGCGGGUGGAAGUUGGGGGGCCACAGAGCGCUCACCAAGCAACGACUGACCAGUUCUAGUAUGGGGGUCCUUUGUGUGGGUCCGUCCAUGGAACCUGGGAAUAAGAUGGAUCUGGACGUGGCUGCAGCAGAAAACCAGGCCUUCAAAUUGACACGCACCAACGAGAGGCAGGAAAUGGUCGUUCUCAAUGAUCGUCUGACCGCUUAUAUUGAAAAGGUUCGAUCCUUGGAGUCAAAGAACAACCUGUUGGAGGCCGAGAUUGAGGCCUUGAAGAGCUCCUUUGAACGAACCUCCAGCCUGAGGCAGCUCUACGCGUCUCAGCUGAAGGAGCUCAACAGGGAGGCCGAGCAAAUGAGAGAGCAGAGGGAUUCGUCCUUGGCAGAUAAGGAGGCAAAGUUGAGCCAGCUGGAUGUGCUGAAGGCCAAAUAUUAUGAAGCUCUGGAUGCCAGGAAGGAAAAAGAGGUCGACAUCGAGACUUUACGUCCUGAUGUGGAUAAAUCAACCUCAGCUCGGAUUAAACUGGAGAAGCAGCAGGAAAACCUGGAAGUUGAACUGGCAUUCCAGCAGCGAGUCCACAAGGAGGAAAUCGAGGAGCUGAUGCAGCAGAUCUAUGCAUCCUCCUCCAAGACGGACCUGACCUUUGACCUCCCGGAUCUUUCUUCGGCUCUCAUGCAGAUUCAGUCGCAGUACGACAGCAUUGCUGCCAAAAAUCUGCAGGAAAUGGAUACCUGGUACAAAACAAAGUUUCAUGACAUGGGUCAUGCCUCUACUAAACACGCUGAAAGUGUCCGAGCAUUGAGAGAAGAAAUUGCAGGCUACAGGAAGGACAUCCUGAACAAAGAGCGCGACUUGGACUUUCAAAAAAUGAGGAAUGAGUUCUUGGAGACUCAAAUCUGUGAAGCAAAAGAGAAAAACAAGACGGAAGAGGAGAACUUACAGGAUCAAGCGGAGUCGAUGAAUUCGGACCUGAAGCUCACCAAGGAGAAGGUGGCUCUGCUGAUGCGGGAAUACCAAGACCUGCUGAACGCUAAGAUGGCUUUGGAGAUAGAAAUCACCACAUACAGGAAACUGAUCGAAGGGGAAGACGGUCGCCUCAGCACCGUGGUUGGAAGGCUGAGCCUGACCGACGGCUUGAACACGACGUUUUCCCCGGAUACACCAGCCCUCACCGGUACUCUAAAGCUCACAGAAGGUCACAAAGAAACAGGCGGAAGCAGCAAUGAGACGGCUGCAGCUUCUGGACAGUUAGUGGCCGAUUCUAAAGGAACGUCACAUGAUCAGGCAUGUGCCGUGUGCGAGAGGAAGACGCUCCUCAUCAGGAAGGUUAAGACAGACGAGGACACGUAUGUGAGCAACACUAAGCAGUGCACCAUCACCAUUUCUGGAGCAGCUGAAGACACAGACGAGGAGUAAAGAAAUCGUCUAAGCUAAUGGUUUUUCUUGAUUUAGAACAUCAAAAACGUGUUGUCCUGCCUCUAACAAAGCUUCUGUCUUUAUUUACUAAAUAAACAACGAGCAAGCAUAGUG
Molecule: messenger RNA, 1938 nt
Organism: Oryzias melastigma (Indian medaka)
Lineage: Eukaryota; Metazoa; Chordata; Actinopteri; Beloniformes; Adrianichthyidae
Gene: ngs
Product: notochord granular surface
Exons: 11
Coding region: 271-1824 (517 amino acids)
Biological process (GO): skeletal muscle organ development
Cellular component (GO): Z disc; cell-cell junction; intermediate filament
Source: RefSeq, a predicted model, not a curated record